AUGUCCUUAACAACAUCAACAAGAACAUCAACAAUCCUCGCUGCCCUCCUCUCCGCUUUCCUCCUUGCCCCCGCCUCGGUCUCUGCCCACGGCGUCGUCACCGAGGUUCGAAUCAACGGCCAGCCUUUCCGCGGUCCUGAGCCCAACCAGGGAUUCCGUGCACCCGGCAACAGCAUCGUCCGCCAAGUCCUCGACACCAGCCCCGUCCAAGGCGCCAACAACCCCGAUCUCGCAUGCGGCAGGAGUUCCACCCUCGCCAACCAAAUCGCCGAUGUCAACGCUGGAGAUGAAGUUCAAUUCGCCUGGAGCGCUGGUUGGCCCCACCGAGUUGGACCAAUUUUGACCUACAUGGCUUCCUGUGGUGAUGUUCCGUGCGACCAGUUUGACGCUUCAGGCGCUCGCUGGUUCAAGAUCGGCCAACAGGGGAAGAAACCCGACAGUGGUGAAUGGUUCCAGGCUGAUAUCGCCAAUGGAGCCCCCGGCCGCGCACAGAUCCCUCCCAACCUUGCACCCGGCAACUACAUCAUCCGCCACGAACUCAUCGCUCUGCACAUCGGCAUGACUCGCGGCGGCGCCGAGUUCUACCCCUCCUGCUCCCAACUGCGCGUCCACGGUGGCGGCAACGGUCGCCCAGCCGAGCACGAACUCGUUACCUUCCCUGGCGGAUACUCUGACGACCACCCAGGAAUCUUCGUCCCUGGGAUUUUCGAACCUGGAUUCCAAUACAACUUCCCCGGUCCGGAGAUUUCGUCGCUGGCUGGUGGAGGUGGUGCUCCCGCUCCCGCUCCUGCCCCCGUUCCCGCUCCGGUACCCGAAGAGAAGGCACCUGAGGCGCCCCCCUCCGACCCGGUGAACAACGGAUCCAAUAACGCCCCUGCUCCCCCUCCGCCCCAGCAGGAAGCCCCACCCGCGCCUUCGCCCGCUCCUGAGACCUCGCCUGCACCUGUCCCCGCCCCUGCACCCGUCCCGAUCCGCCGAUGCAGGAAGCGACCUACUGCCAAGGAGCGUGCUGCCCGCAAUGCUGCCCGCGACGCUGCUGCUUCGCCUACGCCGAUCGCUAUGGAGGUUGUGGACGUGGAGACCAACCCGCCUUCGCUUGUCAAGGCCAGGAGGCAUCAUAGCAGGGUUAUGAGGAGGUUGGCUUAUUCCCAUUCGCAUUAA
Messenger RNA from Coprinopsis cinerea okayama7#130, 1161 nucleotides. Its product is annotated as glycosyl hydrolase family 61. The record is from RefSeq and is a predicted model, not a curated record. The coding region runs from base 1 to 1161 and encodes 386 amino acids. Lineage: Eukaryota; Fungi; Basidiomycota; Agaricomycetes; Agaricales; Psathyrellaceae. The transcript has 3 exons.